AUGAAUCCUCUGACGCAGAUCAAAAAUACCCAGAAGAUCAGCAAGGAUGAGAUUGAGCUGGGUCUCAGCGACAAGUCUUCCUGGCACUCCAGGUUCAAGCACUCUGCCUACAUCUUUGCUGGCGGGCUGCCCCUGAACCUGACAGAGGGGGACCUCCUCGCCAUCUUUGCGCAGUAUGGCGAGAUCGUCGACCUGAGAAAGCCAAAGGGCUUUGCCUUUCUGGCUUACGAGGAUCAGCGGUCCACUGUAGUAGCGGUCGACAACCUCUCGGGCGCCAAGGUCUCUGGUCGCACGCUCCGAGUGGAACAUGUGGACAACUACCGGAGGAAGCGCGCCGAGGCGAGCCUGAUCCUGGGAGUGGUGCGGAGGACACCGCGAGGCCAGACCCAGUACGGAGUCGGUCAGAAGCUGAGGCCCCUGACGCCUCUGCCCGACAGCCACCUGUGCCAGCAGACGAGCCCUGGGCAGCUGGAAGCAGCGUGUUCAGUAUGUUGA
Auxenochlorella protothecoides is the source of this 495-nucleotide messenger RNA. RefSeq names its product Zinc finger CCCH domain-containing protein 42. The transcript has 3 exons. Lineage: Eukaryota; Viridiplantae; Chlorophyta; Trebouxiophyceae; Chlorellales; Chlorellaceae. Gene Ontology annotation, biological process: mRNA splicing, via spliceosome. The record is from RefSeq and is a predicted model, not a curated record. Gene Ontology annotation, molecular function: RNA binding. Gene Ontology annotation, cellular component: U2 snRNP; catalytic step 2 spliceosome; precatalytic spliceosome. The coding region runs from base 1 to 495 and encodes 164 amino acids.